Puccinia triticina is the source of this 1239-nucleotide messenger RNA. RefSeq lists its product as uncharacterized. The transcript is spliced from 5 exons. The record is from RefSeq and is a predicted model, not a curated record. Lineage: Eukaryota; Fungi; Basidiomycota; Pucciniomycetes; Pucciniales; Pucciniaceae. The coding region runs from base 1 to 1239 and encodes 412 amino acids.
AUGUUGCUGGAACAAUUUCAACCGGUGGAACUCCCAUGCAGCUCCAAGUUGCCGAAACAAGCAAGCACUGGUGCACCCCCUCAGAACACCUUUCAAAGUCAACUGCUUGAAGCGGCCAAAUUGGUACACAACACCAUCCAAAGUUUUGAUCGGGGCUUGUGCACCAAGGAACCGUUUUGCCUGAGGUAUCCAACAUAUUCCAAGGUACUUGAAAACUCAAUCUCCAUGCAGGAUAAGUGUCGAGUCCUUCCAAAAGACAAGAUGGUGGUGUUACUGGAUGAGGCUGGGAUAUGUGUUGGUGUGGGUGUUCCACCUUUUGCAAAGGUCCCUGGCAAGCUCCACAUGGAACCAGACGAGCGUGCCUGUAAAAUCCUCAACAGCAUUGUUUCGACCAAUUCCUGGGAUACUGCGGACAACAAAGUUGCCUAUCUUUCCGCCCCUGUGCAACCACCUGCAAGCCCUUUUCCACUCGGCCCAAAAAAUAAGGGGGAAGUGCGAUCGUCAUCCGAGGCCAACAAAAAGCAGUCCAUGUUGUUUCAAGCUUAUGGAUAUGGGCUUGGUGAUGCCAAAUCUAAAGGGAUGCACGAUCUUAAAAUCCAGUUCAGCAAGAACCGUAUAAAUACUGCUAAGCUACAAGGUUAUGGUAAUUCUUGGAAGGAAAAGCGUUUUCUCCCCACACUUCCGAAUCCACUGCGCGAGAGCCAAAAUGCUAUUGACACCCAGGCCAUGGCCAAAUUCCGAAAUGAGAUCACUUUUUAUUCAAAGUUGUCUUUGUGGAUCAACAAAGCGUUUUUGCCGCGUUUGACAGACGUUGCUGAAGGUGCAGUUAAGUAUCUCAUGGGAUCCGAUUCUGAUUAUCUUGUUGAGACUUUGUCCAAAGAAUGCAACCCGAUACUUGCGUCUCAAACCAUCAGUGUCAACACUCAAGUCCAAACCCAUCGCGACAAGAAAAAUGCCUUGCUAUUUGAUUCCAGCUGUUUCUUUGGUAACCAUCUUGGCGGAGAAUUCCUACUUCCCUCUUUAGGUGUUGCAUAUCCAGGCCUCCACGGUUAUUCGUUCCAUGGUCCCCUCCGUAUUGUCCUGCACGGGGUUGCAAAGUUCACUUUUCCAGAAGAUCUCAAAGACCCACCUAGAAGAUACUCCGUGGCGUUUUGGAGCAGGGCAAGCUCUUUUGCAGCAGUUGCCAAGUGUUCAGCUUAUGAUGGAGGAAACCAGAAAAAGAGUCCGAAACAACAAUAG